AAAUCUGCUACGAUAUUUCAUAAUUCUUAUGUUAAAUAUUAUCACUGGUCUUUACAAUAUUUCUUAUGUUAAAUAUUAUCACUGGUCUUUACAAUAUUUCACACAUCGAUAUAAUUUAAGCCGGUGUAUAUAAUAUCAAUGGACAUCCUCUCUGGAUGUGCUGUUGUACCUCCCCUAAUUAGAUCCAAAUUUCACUAUUAAUUUUACAUUUCCAAUGAUUUCACAACUAUUCUUGGUAUUUUCAGUUCUUCGUAAACACAACUUUGUAAAUGUUUAUAAAUAACAAUCAGAAAACUAACUACAAAGAAGUAAUUACUAAAGGUGACAAAAUUCAUGAGAAACCGAUACUUGUUUAAAAUAUUGCUCUCACCUAGCCUUAAUAAAAUGACUAACGUAAACAUGAUUAAACUAUAAAAAUAUUUAACACUGAUAUUAACAAUAAAUAUUCUUUGACAAUUUCACAAAGAAAUGAUCUAGAGGAGAAACAUAGAAUUCUGUUUUACAAAUUCUGAUACAAAUGCCUAAUUAUAUAUGUAUAUAUACACAGAAUUGAAAAUGCCAAUGUUUAUUUGCACAAUAACAAUUACUCUAAAUAGGCUAUUGUUAUCUUUCUAACACUACAGCUAAGACCAAGAGAACCAUGACCGAGUAGACUGUGUGGGGGAUUUAGGCAAUGGCGAAGGUGGCACCGAUGAAGUUGGUGUUGUUGGUGUAGGCAGUUUUUCGUUAUUCAUAUUUCUGAGUCGCACUUUUUCGUUAGUUUCGGAUUGCAUCUUUUGUUCGUACUGUCGAACAUCCUCUAGUGUCAUAUCGUACCACUCAUCGAUCCACGCAAACGCUUGACGAUGACCCAAUAAUAAAAUAUCCCUUAUACACUGCAGAUGAAUGAAGUCUUCCACACGAGUUUGCAUGCCCCAUACUUCAAAAGAGGCCUGAACUAGUUUGUAGGAACACAUUAUAGGUUGUGUGGUGUCUCUCCACCCCUCUACCAACGGCCCACGACCAAAUCGAAGUGUUGCAACGACUAUAAUACCUCUUCCUCUUUAUAGUGUUUCGAAGAUAAUUCAUCAUACGCAAUGUCCACAAAAUCAAUCUCACGAUGAAUCAGUUCGAUAGGAGACAGACCUAAGCACUAUUUUAACAGCGUUGUAAAUAACUACCUCUAUUUACGCAUAAAACUCAUUUACAUACAUUUUCUGUGGACCCAUUGUUAUCCUCAUAUCGCGUUCUUAUCGAGAUGUGAAAUUUUGGAAUAAAAGAACACUGGAAAGUAAAUGUUUAUGUUACAAGAGACCUCACACAAAGUUACAACAUAUAUACUUACAGUAUAUUCUUGGUAGACCAUAAGUAUCAUGAAAAAGAAAGCCAUAUUAUUUAAUGAGUCAAAAAUUUGUGAAUUCUAUUUGAAUAUUUGCGAAAUUUAUGAAUAUUUGUGAAUUGUACUUGACAAAAUAUUAUCUAUAUUUAGAUAUACCUGUGAUAGUAAAGGGAUAAUAAUUCCAUGCCUUCUCUGUGACAUAGAAUAUUCGUGGAAUGACCGAUUGAAUCCAAUAUGGCAACUUACUGACAAAAGGAUCCGUUUCUCUGUAUAUUGGCCUUUUCCAUGCUCUUGAUGUUCACACUCAACAUUUUCAACUACUUCAACGCCUUCAUCAUUAUCUGAUUGCUCGUGACUGUGUCUUGCAAUCAUAUAAAGCUGCCCUAAGAAUUACCUCUUCCGUGGUAAGCGGCAUGCAUAUACGAUAUUCCUUCGUUAAUACCAUAUUUGAAACGAGAAUCUGACAACCCUCUAUGACUGCAUUAAAUUAAUACUCGCUUCUGGAAUUACGGUUCUCUCCUUAGCUAAUGAAUUCAAAGUUAAUGAUAUCGUCAUUUAAAUAGCAGUUUCACUAGCCUGAAGCGAUGGAGCAAUAAACAAUCGAAUUCAAUGAAGUUCGUCCUCUGUCCUUAAAUCGAUAAUAAUGCUUGACACCUUAAAUAAGUGGUAAUGUAACUAGAGGUGUGGCGAUAAAAAAGGAUGCCAACCACUUGAAUUAUUUAACGAUAAAUUACGAACGACUAAAUACCUUUUCCCAGUUAAUUACGUUCGUUUCCUUGUGAUGCCAAAAAAAAUCUUUAUUUAAGUCUAAUAUUUAUUAAAUGAAAUACACUGUUAAAAAAUAAAUUAUUUAAGAUAAACAACAAUUAAGUAUCCACAUGUUUUUGCAAUUCCUUCUGAUGCUAUUCCAAAGUCUAUAACGUGUUAAGUGCAGUGAAUUGUGUUACCUUGUAACAUGCAAUAAAACAUAACCUAAAAGUCACUAAAACAAAUAUAUGAUGCGUCCGCAAAAGUUUCGACUUCCAUGCAGUGCAGAAAGGUUUAUACACACCGACAAAAAAGUAGUAAUAGUAUCUGUGUUUGGAAAAUCACAAUAUCGUGCAAAAGGAUGCAAGACCAACAUGCUCAGUUCGAUACUGCAGGUGGGCCUCCUGGAUGAACCAGAAGUGAAUAAAGAAUCAUUUUGUGAAAUUGAGGGGUAUUAUGAUUCAAAAGAUAGGACUAUAUACUUGCAUUUAAGAGGACUAUUAGACACACAUACUCUUUUAACAGAAUAUGAUAAGUUCGUAGAGAGACAAGACUGUAAAGAUUUCCUUAGUGUGUGGGCACACAUGAGAGACAAAUAUGCAAGAGCAUUGCUUGUAAUGUUUCAUAUAUCGCAUGUUAUUAUUCUCACUCAUCCAACUCACACAUUUGACUACAGUUAUGUACAUUUAUUCAGGGCUAUGGAUAUUGUGAGACAGAAAGUUUCUCCACAGCUGUCCGAUGUUUUAAGCUGCAUAUACAGCUUACCUAAAGAUUGGAUUUCAAAUGUUAGACCGUGUUCCCCAAGAGUUUUAUUUUACUUUGAAACUUGUCCCACUGUAUUUCAAGAUGCUACCAAUGGAGCUAAUAUUAAGAAAUUAGAGCAUUCUUUGGAAGAUCAAAUAUAUCAAGUAUUGAGGAAAAACCGUAUAGUAACUAAUAUUAGUUCAAAUUCGCUGUUUGCAAUUCCUGCAAACCAAGAAUUUGUUUAUGUACAUACUGGUACAAUAGAAUCUAGAGAUAUUCUAGGAUACAUGGCGAAAAAACUCAUACAGAGUUGCAAAGUUAGCUCUGGAGGAAGCACUUCAAGAAGUUUGGCCAGUCAGGAUUCCAACAUUCAAAUAGAUGAUACAGAAACUGAAACCCGUUCCUUCAGAUCAUUUCUACAACAACACAUAAACUUAGCUUUUGCAAGGGGUUUUGAUGAUAAUGUUGGAAGACACUCUGUACCUGCAUAUUUUGAGAUACCAAAUGUCACAAUAUUUUGUGAAGUAGCAAACAAAGUAUAUAAUUAUUUUAUAUAUGGGACAGAUAAAGAACUACUAACAUUACAUAGCUUGUUGGAUACUGACGUAAAGUUCAGCAAGAGCAGGUGCAGCAAAGUACUGCCCAGAGCUCUUCAGACUUACCAAGAAAAUCUUCCACAACAUUACACAAGAGCGUAUCACGAGACAAAAUUGGCUCAUGCAAUGGCGGUUUUCGAGAUGCAUGCACGAGGUCCGUUGUUCGAAGAGUUCAGUGAAAAACUACAGGCCGAAUGUGAAAAACAUUGGAGAUCUGGCAGACAGAUGUGCGAGGUACUAUCUCUGACAGGAAAUCCCUGUACUAAUCCGAUACAUAGAGGCGGAAGUGAAGGUGCUGGUGGCGGGGAGCAGACGGAACAAAGGGACAGCGACAACGAUUUACCAAUCAGAGAGCAUUGCAGUGGAGUUCGAUAUAUCUGUGCUUGCAAUUGUGGUCGUUGUCAAGGUUCGAGGGAGGACCCUUUCAGUUUGAGGCAGGCCAACUACGAUUACUUUCAAAUGCUGGCUAAACAGUGUGCUUGUGCUCAGUUGGAAAGUAUACAAUUUCCCGUUUUUCAACCAAGCACGCACAAUUAUAGACCUGCACAGUUGUUUUCUACCAAACGAAAGGAUUCUUUCAGUCAUGUGGAGUCUCCAACGUCUCAAGGAAAUACUCAAGCUUGUAGUUUAGGAGUCAAUACUUUACAUGACGAUAUUCGGACACCAUAUGGAAGCGGAGGUCAAUCACCUCCAACAAGUGAAACUAAUGAAGAUGUACCUAAACUCAGUAGUAAAACUAGUCUAACACCUAGUGAUGCCCAUAAAGUUGUUAUAGAAGUAUCGGAUAGCGAUGCGGAAAAUGCGAAAGAAAAGUCUUUAGUCAGGCAACCAUCAACAACAGAAUAUCUACCAGGGAUGUUACAUACAGAAUCACCAGCUGGUUUAUUACCACAGUUCUCUAGUUGGUCCCUAGUAUGUCUUGGACCAAGUAGUCUAUAUUCUCAUAACUUGGGUUUACAGCAUCAGGCUGGUGUUUUACCUACUUCUGCUUUCCUCUUACCUUGGGAUGUGACUGUGAGAUUAGAGCAUCAAAAAGAAAGGGGCUCUUUAUGGUCAACCAUAGGUGACCAUGGAACUCAUGGUUAUUGUCCCAGAGGGAAAAACUUUCAAAAUAUGAAUACUAUUCGUGGCCGGAAAUCAAAAGGUGGAAAAGAGUUCGUGGUGAAGAUAUUUGUGGGGGUGGAGUACGAAUGUCCAAGAGGGCACAGAUUUAUGGCGUCUGCGCCAGAUAAAGUUUUAAAAGCCACCGGAAAUGGUAUUGUGAAAGAUAGUGGAAAUAAAGUUACAUCCAGCACUGCAGAUAUGCCGCUCUAUUUCCCCUGCCCUUGCAGACAAACGAAGCCCCUGAUAGCCCAAUUAAUGAGAAUUCACGUAGUGACACCAAAAGCUCCUGUUCACGUUACGUUAAAUCCGAGAGUACAACCUGGACCCCCACCUUGCCCAAUUUUCGUCACUGGUUGUGAUGAACCGAUAAAAUUAUCGCAAAGUGCCUACUGGGUCUUGAGAUUACCAUAUGUAUAUAUGGACGAGAAAGGACCAUAUUUGGCGCCAAAAGAACCGGUACCUACGUCACAUGGCAGGCUAUUGGCGGGAAUGUACGGGAUUAGCGAAGUACUUCCGGAAAAGAAAUAACGCAGUAUUCGAUUUUUUAAAUUAAAAAAUGAUUUGUACGAAACUUGUAAAUUACUUUUUGUAAAUAUACCAAAAAUAACCAA
Heterotrigona itama is the source of this 5120-nucleotide messenger RNA. The record is from the annotation of a GenBank genome assembly. Lineage: Eukaryota; Metazoa; Arthropoda; Insecta; Hymenoptera; Apidae.